Messenger RNA from Eruca vesicaria subsp. sativa (arugula), 2202 nucleotides. The record is from the annotation of a GenBank genome assembly. NCBI's taxonomy places the organism in Eukaryota, Viridiplantae, Streptophyta, Magnoliopsida, Brassicales, Brassicaceae.
AUGGUUUAUAGAAUGUUUCUUGGAAAUGUAACGGGGUCAAGUGACCCCCCUCCCCUUAACGUGGCUCCGCCACUGCUUAUUGUGAAUUAUUGGUUGAAUCUUGAUAUGGAUGAUGACUCAAAGCUGGUAGAUGGAAUUACCGAGAAGAUAUCAAAGAUGUUGUUCUCAGCAAAACCUACAAAUGGUAACAACCUAAUAGGUAUCGAUGAACACAUGAACGAGUUGUAUCCAUUACUCGAUCUAACCUCAAACCAAGGUGUUAGAGUCAUUGGUAUAUGGGGAAGAGGAAGCUUAGGAAGAUCAGCACUCGCUAGACACGUCUACGAAAACAUCUCACAUAACUUUGAAGCUCAUUGUCUUCUCGAAGACGUGAGAAGGAUCUCACUACACUGCCGCAGAUCUCAUCUCCAAGAAGAGCUUCUCUCCAAGAUGCAAGGAGAAGGCUUAACCUCAAAGAUCUCUCGUAAGUGUCUUAAAAUGAUCAAAGCAAGGCUUAGGAACAAGAAGAUUCUGCUUGUGGCUAACGAUGUGGACAAGAUCGAACAGUUAGAUGCGCUUGGUGAGGAGUUUAGUUGGUUUGGUUCAGGGAGCAGAAUCAUUAUAACCACACAAGAUAGACAACUGCUUAGUUCAUCAGGUGUGAAGAGUGUCUAUGAAGUUGAGAUCUUGAGAUGCUAUGAAGUUCGUCAGCUCUUUAGGUCAGUAGCAUUCAAGCAGAAAAAUGAUCCUGAAGUUCGUCAGCUCUUUAGGACAUUAGCAUUCAAGCAGAGAGAAGAUCCUGUUGGUUUGGAAGAACCUAUAUAUGGACCGAUGAAUCUACCUGGUAUUAGCUUUAUUUUUACACUGAAAUAUUUAUUGGCUUUGUUGUGUGAUAGGGGACAGCUUAGGGAAAGACUAAAUGCAAUGAUAUAUAAGAGAAACAUGUCUACCUCGUACGAUGUCUUUCUAAGUUUCAGAGGACUCGACACUCGCAGCAGCUUCAUCCCUUUUCUAUACGAAGCGUUGGCUGUAAAGAACCUUCGAACAUUCAAAGACGACAAGGAGCUUGAGAGCGGCCAGAGGAUCUUCCCGGAGCUCUUGCGCGCCAUCGAGGAGUCAAGAUUCGCCGUUGUUGUGGUCUCCGCGCAAUACGCAGAGUCCACUUGGUGCCUAGAAGAGCUCGUCAAGAUUAUGGAACUUGAAGAGAAGGGCUCGCUCACCGUGAUACCCAUCUUCUACGGCGUGGACCCUUGUGAUGUGAGGUGGCAGAUGGGAGAAGUUGCCGCACAGUUUAAGGAGCACGAGGCGAGAGAAGAUCACGAGAGGGUUCUUACGUGGAGGCAUGCAUUGACCGGACUGGCGAAUAUCUCCGGUGAUCGUUCACUGAAAUGGGGAGAUGACUUGAUGCUGAUCGACAAAGUUGUUAAGAGAAUAUGGAGGUCAACUGAUACAACAACAGGCAAUGGAAGUAACAUAGUGGGGAUUGAUGAGCACAUGAAGGCCAUUUCACGGUUAUUUGAUUUGAAUUCUAAGGAAAGUGUGAGAGUAGUUGGGAUUUGGGCAAGAGGAGGCAAUGCUAGAUCGUCUCUCUCUAAAUUCGUUUACCAAAACAUUUGUCACCACUUUCAAAGCCAUUGUUUCCUAGGAAACCUGAAAAGGAUAUCUCAGGAUCACCACAUGUCUCAUCUACAUAAAGAGUUUAUGGGGAGGGUCCAAGGAGAAUAUUGCUCGAGGAGAUCAAGUUUCGAGAACCAAAAGGUUCUUCUUGUGGCGGACGAUGUUAAUAAACUUGAACAGUUAGAGGCUCUUGCUGAGGAUUUCAACAGUUUUGGUCCGGGAAGUAUAGUUAUCAUCACUACACAGGACAGGCAGCUGCUUAACGCCUACGGCAUAAAGCUUGUCUAUGAAGUUGAGCAUCUAAGAUUCCAAAAGGUUCCUGAACUCUUGAGACAAUUAUCCAGAAAGAUGGAUACUCCUGCUGCGUUGGGGUCGGGUUCUUUUUUGAGGGAUGAUGACUCCAAGCUCGUUGAUGGAAUCACAGAGAAUAUAAAUACAAUCAAGAAGUUGUUCUCAACAACACCUAGUGAUGGUCAGCUCUUUAGGUCAUUAGGAUUCAAGAAGUUCUCAAGAACAUCUACCGAUGGUCAGUUCUUUAGGUCAUCAGGAUUCAAGAAGAGAGACGGACCUUUUGGUCUGGAACAGUCUACAUAUAUAGAACCAUGA